AUGCAUUGUUUGAGUGACUGUGAAGUGGGAUUGAUGUUGAUAAGCAUGGUCUUUUGGAGCAUUCUGGAGCAUAUGGGACGUGAGGAGCAUGGAGGGACUUGGCAUGGACGCAGCUCAACUGGAUACGCAAAGGAAGAAGGAGGAAGCCAUCUUGAAGACCAGCUCGACCACCUCGACUCGACCGGCCAAGCUUCAACUCGAUCGAGCUGA
Molecule: messenger RNA, 210 nt
Organism: Microthlaspi erraticum
Lineage: Eukaryota; Viridiplantae; Streptophyta; Magnoliopsida; Brassicales; Brassicaceae
Source: the annotation of a GenBank genome assembly